AUGAGUAGCGGUCCCGGCCCCGGUUUCUUCAAGUACCGGUGCAUCUAUAUGUACCUGUACGAGUGCCCCAACUGGUCCUGGGUAAACAGGCAGCCGUGCAGCACAUGCAUGGGCCUCGGACGCUUCGGCGAGGAGUUUGGCCUCGAGCCGCCGGGCUAUAAAAAGCAUGAGAAAAAGCCGCAGGAAAAGACGCAGGCUAUACAGCCGCCGCCGCUGACUCGUCGGCGCCGCCGCCAGCCUUACCCCAAGCGUCCCGCCGGCUCCCAAGCGCUGAAGCCCGCCCCGCCGCCGGCCUCCGCGCCGCCGUCCUCCGCGCCGCCGUCCUCCGCGCCGCCGUCCUCCGCACCGCCCCUGGCUCUGCGUCCCUUCCCACGAGCGCGCCUUCGGGUGGGCGCCGAGUGA
This is a messenger RNA of Thyridium curvatum, 402 nucleotides long. RefSeq lists its product as uncharacterized. NCBI's taxonomy places the organism in Eukaryota, Fungi, Ascomycota, Sordariomycetes, Thyridiales, Thyridiaceae. Bases 1 to 402 code for a protein of 133 amino acids. The transcript has 2 exons. The record is from RefSeq and is a predicted model, not a curated record.